GAGCAGAUCCAGUUUCUGGCUUUUUUUAACAGCAGUUAGACUGAGAGAGGUAAGACUAUGAUCAAGACUAAGACUAAUUAUACAGUACUAUAUGAUGAAGAACACAUUAUGGCAUGUAUACACAUCAAGGGAUUUUAUUGCCAUACCAACCAGGUUUCUAGGAAUUUGUUUUGGUAUGCUCAGGAUACAUGACAAAAAAGUGAAAUUGAGCAUAUACUGUGCCCCACUGCAAUAAUGUUUAUAAUAUACAACAAACAACAAGAUACUAGACAAUACUUUUGCCACAGAAAAAACCUGUUAAAAAGGUUUUCAAAAUGGCAGAAGGAAAUACUGCAUGAACUGACUGAGUGAUAGCUAGCACUUUGUGGUUCACAGUGAAUUGCAGAUUAUUAAUGAUAGUAUUUAUUACAAGAUAUGUUUUGCAGACAUGAUGGCAUGUAUAUUAAACUUAUCGAUUUAGUAUUCACACUUUCUAUAAAGCUACUACUGAAGUGUGGGAGGAGAAGGGAAUCUGAUUCUUUGCUUACUUUGAGGAAUAACAACUUUUGCAGAUGUUUAAUAUGAGAAGGAUGUAUUUUGUGUGUGGGGGUUUACUUUAUAAGCAUAUGGCAACUAUUGUAUGUAAUGGUUUGGAUUACAAUUUCCAAAAAGAUUUGGACUUUCAUACUGUGGUAACAGACACUGUGACACUGGUAAUCCUUACUGCUUAAAAGGUUAAAAGUUGUACACCAUAUUUUAAAAGGACUAAAAAAUCCACAAGAAAUAAGUCAGUAGGAUGAUAAAUGCAUUUGUCUAAUUUGUCAGGAUUAACCACCAUACCAUAAUACAAUGUGCUCAUACAUAAUCUCACCCUAGAGCACCCUAGAGGGACAACCAAAGCAGUUAAACAACUUCUUGGAUAUGUUACUUGUUCUUCUUGCAUCUUAUUGAUAGCUAGCGAUUUAUCCCUUAGGUCAUAGCUCAGCAUCUAUCGAUGCUGUAGUAUGUAUGGUAAAUGCAGACCAGGCAUUUGGCCCUGCCGUGAAAAUAAGUCUACUACAGUAUUAAACAAGUCUACUGCAAUAUUAACAUGAACAUGUUUAAUACCAUGUGCCAAAGCUUAUACUACAUUAUUAUACUAACUGGUAUAUAUUUUCUGUAUAAUGGCAAUAGAAAAUAUGUUUUAGGGAUGUGUUUGACAGGUCCUACACUCCGACCAUGUUGGUGUAUCAUCAGCACACUGCUGGAUAAUAUGUAUUUGUUGCAAGUGGUCAGUCCCAAUCAAUCACUAUUCUUAGCAGCUUUGCUAUUGGCUCCCAGGUUAACCAGUCACAAAACGACCAGAAUGUCUCGUCACACAAAACAGCACCUGUGAGUUUCUCACACUCAAACUGUCUCCGUUACAGCCUUCCACUUUAAGUAUAUUCUAUAGGACAUGGAUGUUUGGCUAUAGUCGAUGAGAAAUACCUCAAUCUUGAGUUAGAAUUUGCAGAUCUACAAAAAAAAGUCAACUGGAACUACAGGUCACUGUCAAGUGUAUUGUAAUUUAAUAGCUCAUUGUUAACUGACAAUGGGUUUGCGAGGCAUUGGCUUUCUCCUCCAGUGUUACCUGAUGUUGGCAGCAGCCAUGUAUUUUGAUCUUGCAGAACAGGAGGAAAAAUGCAUCAUUGAAGAGAUUCCUGAAGACAUGCUGGUCACCGGUUAUUUCUUGUUGGAGCCUUGGGAUUUGAAGAUGUUCACCAACUCCCCUCACCUUGGAGUUACUGUGACAGUCAGAGACCCAAACCAUGAGGUUCUGAUGACCAAACGCUAUGGUAAAUUUGGUAAAUUCACCUUCACAGCUCACGCCUCUGGUCAGCACUACCUUUGCUUCCAAACCAACUCCACAAGGUUUGCUGUCUUUGCUGGAGAGAGGCUGAAGCUACAUUUGAACGUUCACAUGGGAGAGCACUCGAUUGACCCUAACACUGACAAGACCAAAGACAACAUGGAGGCUCUGGAGAACAGCCUCAGACACCUCAUAGAUCAGAUGAUGUACAUCACCAGGCAGCAGGAGUACCAGAGGGAGAAAGAGGAGGCAUUUCGUCAGAUCAGUGAGGACACCAACGGUAAAGUGCUAUGGUGGGCCGUGGUGCAGACCUCUAUUCUGCUGUCGGUUGGUUUCUGGCAGAUGAAACGACUCAAAGACUUCUUCAUCGCCAAGAAGCUGGUCUGAUGAUGAUGACCUCUGUCCUGUCAGCUCUAAGCCUGAUCACCUUAUAGCAUGUCCUGCCCAUACCUGUCCCACUGUCUAUAAUGUAGGCUACAACAAGUAUACUUUAUGUCUGUAAACACUUCAAAAUUAAAAGGUCUCUUCUCUUAUUGCCAAACAUGGGAUAUAAGAUUAAAAAUUAUGUAUGGCUAAAAUAAUGAUGUUUGAAAAUAAGUGUAAGGAUGUGAGGCAGUUAAUUUUUGUUAUCUUGUUUGUGUAUGAUGUGGACAAUCUUGCCAAAACUACAAUAUUUUUAAUUCUUUGUCUUUUCCUUCUUCUUUUAUCUUUCAACUCUGUUGCCCUUAAAACAGCAUUGCAUAAGACUUGAGUUCAUUGUAAUCUUGCUUUGGAGUGAUAUCAACACAACUGUUUAUACUUCUGUUAAAAUGAAUUUAUACUUCUUAUGUCAUUUGAAGGAGAAUUGUUUUGUGAUUAUUUCCCUUUUAAAACAAUAAGAAAAAUGAAU
Siniperca chuatsi (mandarin fish) is the source of this 2696-nucleotide messenger RNA. Its product is annotated as transmembrane emp24 domain-containing protein 11. Gene Ontology annotation, biological process: intracellular protein transport; endoplasmic reticulum to Golgi vesicle-mediated transport; Golgi organization. The record is from RefSeq and is a predicted model, not a curated record. The coding region runs from base 1550 to 2194 and encodes 214 amino acids. Gene Ontology annotation, cellular component: endoplasmic reticulum-Golgi intermediate compartment; Golgi apparatus; COPII-coated ER to Golgi transport vesicle. Lineage: Eukaryota; Metazoa; Chordata; Actinopteri; Centrarchiformes; Sinipercidae. The transcript is spliced from 5 exons.